Messenger RNA from Oncorhynchus tshawytscha (Chinook salmon), 1599 nucleotides. RefSeq names its product tartrate-resistant acid phosphatase type 5. The transcript is spliced from 6 exons. Gene Ontology annotation, biological process: bone resorption. Gene Ontology annotation, molecular function: ferrous iron binding; ferric iron binding; acid phosphatase activity. NCBI's taxonomy places the organism in Eukaryota, Metazoa, Chordata, Actinopteri, Salmoniformes, Salmonidae. Bases 228 to 1196 code for a protein of 322 amino acids. The record is from RefSeq and is a predicted model, not a curated record.
AUAGACAUUGCUUAGCCAAUUAGCUGUUGUUCUGAGUCUUUUCUUCUCAGAUUGCUCAAUGCAGGAAGUUAUUCUGAAACCACAAUACUUCUUCCUCUUUAUAAACAGUUCUAAAAGAAGAACCAUAAGCAUUUUGUUUUUCUGUUUCCAGCGUGUGACACUUUGGGAAAACUGCUAAAUCGAUCAUUGUCUUUGUUGGUAGGUCUGCACCUCUCCAUACUGGUGGAAUGUAUCAUCUUCAUCUGCUGCUAAUGCUGUGCUUGGCAUUCUGGCCACGCUGCCAGCCACUGGAACAAGCAUCGCUGCGGUUUGUUGGGCUGGGGGACUGGGGAGGCAUCCCGUUAUUUCCCUACUACACCCCUCACGAGCAGGCCAUCGCUGCAGAGCUCGCCCGGACGGCAAAGACUCUGGGAUUGGACUUUGUCCUCAGUCUGGGAGAUCAUUUCUACUACAAAGGAGUGGAGGACGUGAAUGAUCACCGCUUCAAGUGUACCUUUGAGGGUGUCUUCUCCCAUUCCUCGCUGGUUGACAUCCCUUGGUACUUGGUGGCAGGGAACCAUGACCACAUUAACAACGUCUCCGCUCAGAUCGCUUACUCGAGCAGAUCGAAGAGAUGGAGGUUCCCGGAGUUGUACUAUGAGCUCCAGUUCAAGGUUCCCCAGAGUAACGUGUCAGUGACCAUCCUGAUGAUUGACACAGUGGUGCUAUGUGGGAAAACCUAUAAGGGGACCCAGCCCAAAGGAAAGGAAGACCUGGGGGCUUCUGCCAAGCAGUUGGACUGGAUCAACUCCAGACUGGCAAACAGCAAGUCAGAGUUCCUUGUGGUGGCUGGUCACUAUCCUGUGUGGUCCAUUGGUCAUCACGGCCCUACAAAGUGUCUUGUGCGUAGACUACGGCCUCUGCUGAAGAAGUAUAAUGUCACAGUCUACCUGAGUGGCCAUGACCACAGCAUACAGUUUAUCAGAGAGGAUGAUGGGAGUUCCUACGUGGUCAGCGGGAGCGGAAACUUUGUAGACCUAUCCACCAAACACGUCAAGACCUUCCCGUCGGCAUGGCAACGGUUCUCCAACGCUGUCAACCUUACGUCCGGAGGAUUCGCUUACUUUGUAGUCACAGAGAACAGUAUGACCAUCAGCUACAUUCAGACUGAUGGGAAAUGUGUUUACCAAACAGCAGUGGCAAAACGCAAGGUCUGACACACACACACACACACACACACACACACACACACACACAGAGAGGCAUCAUCAGAUAGUCAACAAUGAGCUGCUAUAGGUCUAAUAUGCUGUCUGUUUUUAACCUCUUAAACCCUGACAUUGUUGACCAAACAAGGCAUAAUAUUGUAUACUACGUUCAUAAAGUACAUUUCAGUUACAGAACUGUAAGUCCAAUAAACACAUGCGUAGUACUGUUAGAAAGGUAGGAACUGAUAAAGGUGUCAGAAACUGUGACACCAACAGAGCCUGAGGUACAGCCAAAACAACUGAAAUUCAUAUUUGUAUUAAUUUUUUUUUUUUUUUUUUGGGGGGUGUCCCCCAAUUGUCCCCAUGUUGGUACAUAAGAGAUUUUAAAGUUUCAAAUAAAAUACGUCACCAAUUA